This is a messenger RNA of Sitophilus oryzae (rice weevil), 2541 nucleotides long. RefSeq names its product beta-1,3-galactosyltransferase 5-like. The record is from RefSeq and is a predicted model, not a curated record. Gene Ontology annotation, molecular function: hexosyltransferase activity. NCBI's taxonomy places the organism in Eukaryota, Metazoa, Arthropoda, Insecta, Coleoptera, Curculionidae. Gene Ontology annotation, cellular component: membrane. Bases 306 to 1364 code for a protein of 352 amino acids. The transcript is spliced from 4 exons.
UUUGACCAUCACUAAUAGAAAAUGUCAGAUUGAAUGUCACAUUUUUUUUGUUGACAAAUCUAGCUCUGUUAUCUAUGGAUGGCCAUAUCCAUUUAUUAGUAAAAUAUUAAUUUUAAACAAUUACUAGGAAUUCGUAACACUUUAAUAGCUUUCUAACUAACACGAUGAACAGUUUAAGAUAAUAUCUUCAAUAAUAAACUAAAACUAUUAGGAGAAUCAGCGAGAAAAAAUACAUUUCCGUUUCGAGGUUAUGUCUGUUAUGCACCGGGAAUUAAUCCAAAGCCCCAAUUUAGGAAACUGCAUCAAUGAGGCCCCCAACGAUACGUUCUCUAAGACAUUUCCUAAUGAUAUGCCCUUUCGGGCUCAUAGUUUUGUUCUUUUUCAUGUUCCUGGACUCAGGUGAAGUGGAGAUAUCAGGCUGGGAGUAUAAUGUAAGCCGUAAACUACAAGAUUACAUUUAUAUAGACCGGAUAACGUCUAGAAUACUACCAGAAAAGUUCUGUGAUAGUCCAAAAUUCUUGGUUAUAAUGUGCAUAUCAGAUCCUUCGGGUUUCAGCUCUAGAUCAGUCAUAAGAGAAACAUGGGGUAAAGAAAAGACUGUAAUGGGUCAGGAUAUAUCCCUAUAUUUCCUAAUAGGCGAAACAAGUAAUACAAGCAUUCAAAUCCAGCUAGAGAAUGAAUCUCAAAAGCACAACGAUAUUAUUCAGGAACGGUUUCACGAUAGCUACAAUAAUUUGACUCUCAAGUCGGCAAUGAUGCUGAAACUGUUCACUAUGAAGUGCCAGAGCACUGCUAGGUUCUUGCUGAAGAUUGAUCAAGAUAUGUACUUGAAUUUGCCCAAGUUAAUUGAGGAUUUGCUGGAGAGAAAUAAAAGUACUGAACUACUAAUGGGGUCUGUGAUAUGUGGUGCGAAACCUAUAACCGAUUCUAAGAAUAAGUGGUAUGCUGGUCCUAGUUAUAUGUAUUCACGUGAAUCCUACCCAAACUAUAUCUCUGGUACUAGCUACUGUAUGUCGAAUGAUGUUCCUGAAAAACUGCUGAAUACUUCCCUACAUACUGAAAUUUUUCAUUUAGAGGAUGUAUACUUAACAGGCAUAUGCGCUUCGAAAAUCAAGUUGAAUCUCACCCACAACGGAUUGUUUACAUACAGGAUGUACCCCACAGACUACUGCGUUUUUAAAUCCCUGAUAACGGUUCAUUAUCAGGAUCCUACGAGUAUCAAAGGUUUGUACCGCGCCAUGAAGGACGCUGACGUUGACAGGAAGUGUCAGCAGGAAAAGCUGGUGUUCCACGUGCACCAGUGGUUCAAUAGGAACGUGGUGGCUGGUAACAGGACGUGGAGAAGGCGGGUUUGUGGUUAUUGAACCCCUCAGGUUUGUACCCAGAAAGUCUGAGGUUAGGGAAAAUGAUUUUUGAAAAAAAAAUGUUUUGAAGAAUUUUUGAAUAGAAUUUUUUUGUUACUGUCUGUAUGAUGGUAAAAUUAUAUACUUCAGUUAUCCAGCUAAUGAAAUUUUGUCCUGUAUAUACAGGAUGUCCUAAUAAAGUGCGAGAAUUGAGUAAUAAUAGUUCUACCUCUACUCGAGACACGCCUAUAAGUUUUUUUUUAAAUUGUUAAAAUGUGUUUUGAAUUUUUUAUUUUUUCAACAUUAAGCACCACACGAUCGAAAAAAAAACAGCGUCAAAGACAGCUGGAAAAUGACAAUCGAUGAUAAUUUUGGCGAGGUCAAGCCCGAGUACUGCCUUAAGAAAGUUUUAUGUCAGUUUUUAGUAAACGACGUCUAGAGAUUGACAUCGCCAAAAAUAUCGUCGAUUGUCAUUUCCCAGCCGUCUUUGACGCCGUCUUUUUUUUCAAUCCUGCGGUAUUUUCAGUGAAGUGUAUACUUUCUUGUACGUGUGGCAACACGGGGCUAGAUAUUAAAAUACUUGCACUAAUUUAAUAGACACCCUGUAUCUAUAGAUUAGAGCGUGAAAAAGAUAUUGAAUAGUUACAAUUACUAUUUGUACAGGGUAGUUCAAAAGAAUUGUUUUUCCGAUUUUACAAAGGUACAUAACAAAGUUUUAAGUUACCCUGUGAAAUUAAAUUAAAAAAAUUAAGUUUUUUAUUUAGCAAUUUGAUUUUAAACUAAAUAAAUUAUAAUCAGCUAUUUCUGUGUAGCUUAGUGAGUUAUACGGGGGGUUUCAUAAGUAAGGUAAUACAUUUUUGAGUAUUUCUUCAUUUUUAAAGGCUUCCUAUAAUUUUAGCAUUCUCUAUCAGAAAAUUUUCGAGCGUGUUUAUAUGAAUUUUUCGUCAUAAUAUUAUAUAAGGAACAGUCCUCUAAAAUAUUUACUUUAUUUUAACACCCUGUAUAUAUCUCAACUAUAGUUAAGUUUGGAUCAAAGAGACUUUCUCACAUGCUUAGAUAUAUUCAUCUAUAAUCGUAUGUUGUGCUCAAUUAUUUUGUUUAUAUUAUAUAUGUUUUUAUUAUAAAACGAACACUGGGUAUACAGGGUGUCCCUUGUAAGAGUUUUACCACCAAUUUUUUACAGUGAAAAAUAUUUUUU